AUGAAGCAAGGCAGCGACGAGGAAGAAGAAGAUGACGAUGACGAGGUAUACGAGAUCGAGAGAAUAAUACACCAUAAGAACAAUCACUUUGGUCGUGGAGUGAGAGGAUACUUUGUCAAAUGGAAGGGGUAUCCAGAUGCAGAAAACUCGUGGGUCAAUGAGAAUGACUGCAAUGCGGAGGAAAUUAUAAAAGAGUACUGGGAGGAGUUCCACGCAAAACGCAAAGCAAAUACUGGAAAACGAGCUCGAUCCUCCCAGCCGCCAACUGACGUCGAAAUGGAGGAGGAUGUGGACCGUCCGAAUAAGAAGAGCAAGCAGCAAAAGUUGCCCAAAGAAACAAAAUCACGGUCAAAGUCAAAGAAGACAGAUUCUAACGGUCGCACCAAAUUCCAAACGCUCAAUGAUGCGUCUUCAGACGCAUUAGAAUCAUCUCCUACUCCUUCUGAGAUUAUUUCGACCAACUUCAAGACCAUGGAUCGCUAUAUGCAUUUGGACGACUGGCACAAUCUCAUCGACCAAAUACUCACCGUUGACUACAGAGACAAGCCGGAUGAGGGACGUCGCGUAAUUUAUUUCUUCAAGCUGUAUGCUGGUUUCACACGUCUGUACUCGAGCUCACACGCCGCCCUCAGGAAAAACGGAGAGACGAGGACGGCCCCUGGUGAUGCGGUCCGGAAGCGGGCAUCCUCGAUAGUCAUCGACUUCUACGAACAGAAUCUCCGAUUUGAGCAUGUGCAGGGGACCGCCGGUCCCUAG
Serendipita indica DSM 11827 is the source of this 756-nucleotide messenger RNA. The record is from the annotation of a GenBank genome assembly. Lineage: Eukaryota; Fungi; Basidiomycota; Agaricomycetes; Sebacinales; Serendipitaceae.